AUGUUAAAUAAAAUCUUUCGUUCCUUCCCUUGUUUCUCUACAAUAUUCCCAAAAAGAAACUUUACCAUAGAUUAUCUCCAAGAUGUUGAAAUUAUAACCAGAGAUUACUAUGGAAGUCUAAGAAAUAUUCUUAAAUCAUUCUCAAAUCAUAAAAUCAACCUCUCCGAUAUUGAAACAUUAAAAUUGAAUCGUACAGCAAAGUAUAUCUAUAAUAACUAUUAGAGAGGACAGAAGAUUGUCGUAAAGUUAACUUUUGAGAAGAUAGAUGAUUACAAAUUUAAUGAAUUGCUCUUUGAUCUCCAACAAAGGUAUGAUGAAGUAUUGAUUGACAAUGAAUCUCAAACUCCCCUUGUUCCAUGGUAUCCAAGAAAUGAUGAAGAUCUUAAGACAAGUAUUACAAUCAUUUAUCCUUAAGUUGGCCUAAUUAUGGAAGUCAAGGAAGAAAACAAUUAAGACCAUCCUCAAUUUAAGGAUCAAGAGUACAGAAAAAGAAGAGAAGAAAUAGCCAAACUUUCUUAAUAACAUCUAAUUGGAGAGCCAGUUCCAUAUAUUAAUUAUACAGAAUAAGAAGAAGUAACGUGGAAAAAGAUAUAUUCGAUUUUAAGAGAACGUGUUGAAAAAGUCAUGUCUCAAAGAUAUCUCAGGAACUUAGUCAAAAUAGAGAAUGCUUUAGGAUUCAAAUAUAAAAUACCCUAGCUUAGAGACAUUGAUGCCUAUCUAAAAGCUGAAACUGGUUUUAGAAUCAAAGCCACUCAUGGAAUUUUAAGUUAAAGAGAAUUCCUCAAUGCACUCGGCCAUAGAGUGUUUUGUUGUACACAAUACAUUAGACAUCAUUCCACCCCAGAAUACACUCCUGAGCCUGAUAUCGUUCAUGAGCUUGUGGUAUAAUAUUCAUAAUUAACAUUAGGGACAUGUACCUUUAUUUGCUGACAAAGAAGUUGCAGAUUUAUCUUAGGAAAUUGGAAUUUUAUCUUGCGGAACUGAAUAAAAAGAUCUAUCAAGACUGGGGACUUUGUAUUGGUUCACACUUGAAUUUGGAGCUUGUAAGGAAAAUGGAUAAAUUAAAGGAUUUGGAGCAGGAAUUGCUAGCUCUAUUGGUGAAUGCGAUGUAUCAAUUAUGCAAUAUUUAUUCUAGAAUUUCCCAAAAGCAAAUUAUGAAAAAUUUGAUCCAUUUAUUCAUGCUGACAGACCUUAUCCUAUUUAGACUGUCUAACCAGUAUAUAUGUAUACUGAAAGUUUUGAAGAAGCUAUGCAAGAAUUGAUUAUUUUUGGUAAGAGCCUCUAAAAACCAUUUGGAUUAUAUUAUGACUUUAUAGAAAAAGAAUUGAAAGCCACAAAAAGAGUUAAAACCCAUUUAAAUAAUCCAUGA
This is a messenger RNA of Paramecium octaurelia, 1369 nucleotides long. The record is from the annotation of a GenBank genome assembly. NCBI's taxonomy places the organism in Eukaryota, Ciliophora, Oligohymenophorea, Peniculida, Parameciidae.